CUUCAAUAACUUGCAACUUGUUCAACCAGCGGGGGCACUUAACGCAAAAUUGCCAGACACUAUGCCACGAAGCAGCCCUGUCAUUGCCAUAUAUGAUAGCAGACUCUUCUACGAUGCACAAGCUUCGGAUACCGAGACGAUUGACGAAGGUUCUAUUGAGGGGGAAAUUGAGAUAAGUCGUCCAAUGGCUGAUCAAUGGAGCGAAACAACAUAUGCCACCGUCCUUCGGCAACGUGUAAACCGGACUCACACAUCCUUCCACAACUCCUUUCCAGUUGUCAAGUCUAUAUGGUUAGGGCAGGUAGAACUCGAGCGAGAACAUCUCGAUAACGGACUAAUGCCGGAACGAAAGAUGGAACACAUCAGGCAUGCCAUAACGCCGGGUUCUAUCUCAAGUGAAACCAUUUACAGUACAGACACAUUUGUGCCAAGACAGCCCCCUCGAACAUACAUUGAUCGCGUCGUUCAAGGCUCCGUAGACGAAGACGGACAGAAAUCAAUUAAUACAGUUAACCAAGGUGUACCAGUACGACAGGAAAGUACAACAUCUCACACGAAUUCUAGGCUGGCUGAGCAGAAUCGUUUGAAUAGAACGACGCAACAUUUGAAAUCACAGGUGUGUCCGGCUUCUCCCAUAGACUCUGGACGAAUCAUUUCUUCGCGAACAAAUGAAAAGCCUCGCUGCUCUGCAUGCCAGAAGGUUGUCUAUCCACUUGAAAGCCUCCACGUGAUGGAUCGCAUCUUUCACAAAUAUUGUUUUCGAUGUCGCAAAUGCCAGCGAACUCUCAGAUCGUCCUCGUCCGCUUGUNCAGAGCCCGCUGUUCAGUCCAGUACUCCGGCUGAAACGGCCAAAGAUCGUCCUCGUCCGCUUGUUACUCAGACAUUAGUAGCCAAAUUCCAACAAAUGAGCGACCUUUCAAAGUCCAGUCACGAUAUACGACAGGGAGAACCGCUCGCGAUUCCAAGGCCUAUGAGCCUUACUCCCGAGAACACUACCAGAGCGGUACGUGCAAGGAGUUUGUCCCUUGGAAAGCACACUAUUCCUACACCAUUCUUGCAAGCAUCCAACCUGAAGGUUCAUAAGGAAGUGCCGUGAGUCACCACUACACUUGUAUCACAUAUAACAGUAACAGAACUGAAUGAAU
Molecule: messenger RNA, 1145 nt
Organism: Opisthorchis viverrini
Lineage: Eukaryota; Metazoa; Platyhelminthes; Trematoda; Opisthorchiida; Opisthorchiidae
Exons: 12
Coding region: 62-1096 (344 amino acids)
Biological process (GO): actin filament bundle assembly
Cellular component (GO): plasma membrane; actin cytoskeleton
Molecular function (GO): actin filament binding
Source: RefSeq, a predicted model, not a curated record